Molecule: messenger RNA, 517 nt
Organism: Lates calcarifer (barramundi perch)
Lineage: Eukaryota; Metazoa; Chordata; Actinopteri; Centropomidae
Product: equilibrative nucleoside transporter 1-like
Exons: 4
Coding region: 97-450 (117 amino acids)
Biological process (GO): nucleoside transmembrane transport; uridine transmembrane transport
Cellular component (GO): plasma membrane
Molecular function (GO): nucleoside transmembrane transporter activity
Source: RefSeq, a predicted model, not a curated record
CCAGCCGUGACUGUCGAGGUCAAGUCCACAGUAGCAGACGGAGGCGCCUGGGAUACUUACUUCAUCCCUGUGUCAUGUUUCCUCCUCUUCAACUUGAUGGACUGGGCUGGCAGGAGUCUGACGGCCGUCUGUAUGUGGCCGGGUAAAGACAGUAUCUGGCUUCCUGUCCUGGUGGGUUUACGGGUCGUCUUCAUCCCUCUCUUCAUGCUGUGUAACGUCCAGCCUCGUCACUACCUCCCUGUGCUGUUUGCCCACGACGCCUGGUACAUCAUCUUCAUGAUCUUCUUCUCCUUCUCCAACGGGUACCUGGCCAGUCUCUGCAUGUGCUUUGGACCCAAGAAGGUGCCGCAGCAUGAGGCAGAGACAGCAGGGGCCAUCAUGGCCUUCUUCUUGUCCCUCGGAUUGGCGCUGGGCGCUGCAGUGUCAUUUGCUUUCCGGGCCAUGAUCUAAAAACCUUCAGCAGAACCUUCAGUAGAUGUAGAGUAGACCAUCCUGCCCUUCCAACAAACUCUCCCCG